AUGGCCAGUUAUGGAUGCUCGCUUGGCGGCUUCCUGCUUGGGAUCGACACGGGCAUCAUCGGGCCCGUCACUGUCAUGGAGUCCUUCAACGAGCCCUUUGGCCAUCCGAGCCCAACACUUCACGGCGUAAUCGUAUCAUCCAUCCUUGCAUCGGCCGCCGUCGCCUCAUUUUUAGCUGGCCACUUGGCUGACAGGCUCGGUCGGCCGGCUGGGAUCGCCAUCGGUUCUAUGCUAUUCGGGAUCGGCUGCGCCAUAGAGGCGGGUGCUGUUCACCUGGGAAUGUUUAUGGCUGGCCGAGUGGUGGCGGGCAUAGGCGAGGGCUUCACGAGCGGAAUAAUGAUUGUGUAA
This is a messenger RNA of Colletotrichum higginsianum IMI 349063, 348 nucleotides long. RefSeq names its product Sugar transporter. Gene Ontology annotation, molecular function: carbohydrate:proton symporter activity. The coding region runs from base 1 to 348 and encodes 115 amino acids. The record is from RefSeq and is a predicted model, not a curated record. The transcript has a single exon. Gene Ontology annotation, biological process: carbohydrate transport; transmembrane transport. Gene Ontology annotation, cellular component: membrane. Lineage: Eukaryota; Fungi; Ascomycota; Sordariomycetes; Glomerellales; Glomerellaceae.